AUGAGUUGCAAAGCCCUGUCCCACCCAAGAGGGGACAAGCGUGAGGUGGGAGUGAGGACCUUGCCUCCUACUGCUGUGGUCCUGGGUUCUUCAUGUGGAGGUGUGUGCCGGGCACACAGGGCGGCUGCAGCCGAGGUUCUGUGGGUGCAGCUGCGUCCACCUGUGCAUAAACAUGCCCCCUCCCGGGCGCGGGCCCCGGCGAGGCAGAGGCGCGAGGCAGGCGGCGGGGGCUGCGCGCACCCGGCGGCGGCUCACAGACACACCGGCCGCGCCACAGACACACACCACACACCGAGCCCGCCGGGCGCCGAGCGCAUCGCCCCGCGCCCGCACUCGCACUCGCCCUCACACUCCUGCGCAGGCCCCGCAGCCGGCGCGAUCGGAGGCGGUGCUCGGCCCGGAGCCCGGCAGGGGCCGGAGGUGAGUGAAUUCCUUCGGAUCCGAGCGCCCGCGGCCGGCCCAGACGAAUUUGCAGCCGCAUCUCCCGGCGCUCGAAGCCAAUUUCACGGCCUCUGGGCUCGGCGCGGUGCGCGCGAGCGUAAACCGGCCCGCGCCCACGGAAAGGGGGCCGAGGAGGACCCGCCGAGGCCCCGUGUUUUCUAUGGGGUGUGUGGGUCAGUUACCGUGGGGACCUGCCUGAGACCAGGCCAGGUACAGAGCUUCGCUGGCCAGAGGGGCUCCUUCCGCCUGCAGAGAUCUGGUAAACAUGCGGCAGGCCCAGAGAAGAUGAGGGCCUGGCUCAAGGUCACACAGCAGCUGGUGCAGACCUACUAG
Molecule: messenger RNA, 774 nt
Organism: Rangifer tarandus platyrhynchus (Svalbard reindeer)
Lineage: Eukaryota; Metazoa; Chordata; Mammalia; Artiodactyla; Cervidae
Source: the annotation of a GenBank genome assembly